This is a messenger RNA of Laccaria bicolor S238N-H82, 1662 nucleotides long. RefSeq lists its product as uncharacterized. NCBI's taxonomy places the organism in Eukaryota, Fungi, Basidiomycota, Agaricomycetes, Agaricales, Hydnangiaceae. The transcript is spliced from 14 exons. The coding region runs from base 1 to 1662 and encodes 553 amino acids. The record is from RefSeq and is a predicted model, not a curated record.
AUGGUGCCUCCAGAACUUGGUGAAAUUAUAUUGAGUAUCGACCAGCUCUGCCCCACAAGGUCUACAAGCACUCAGAGAAAAGCAUUGUCCAUGUUACCAGGCCUUUGGCCUGAAUUAUCAAAAGUUGAAGAUGUCACUGAAAGUUCUGGGAGCUUAGUGACCAAAAACCAAGUGCUCAUGGAGGAGCUUCCACAGAUCAAAGAAUUGGAAUCUCAGAAGUGCAAGAGUGACAGUGUUGAAGGAGGGAUACUCAAGAAGGAUGACCCAAUUCACUUCUCCAUUUCCCAGCUCACUCAGAUUGGUAUUCUCCUAAUUUUGCUUCUCAAUCCUCACAUGGGUGCUGUUGAAUGCAAAAAGGCAUGCAAGACAAGUGCACAGAAAAUGCGGAGGUGGCAGCAGAAGAAGCCAACCUUUAUCUGCUGCCUCUCUUGCUGUAUCUGCUGUCUCUGCUGCUUCUGCUCUGCUGUCUCUGAUAUUUCUGCUGCUGUCUCUGCUGUUUCUGUUCCUUCUCCUGCUGUUUCUGUUCCUGCUCCUCCUGUUUCUGUUAUUUCUGCUGUUAUUUCCACUACUGAUUCUGGUCCACAUAAUGCCCUAAGUUCUGACACCACCACUAACUUAAAUAUGCCCACUCCCACCUCUAUUGCUAUCACAACCCAGAGACCUUCAACGCCUGCUAAUGAGCCUGAUGUCACCAUGGAAAGCCCUCCUUGUCCUGAGGGUUCUUCUAGAGCUACAGGUGCCAUUUUGUGGAAUCAGGCUAUGGGUCAAUAUUAUAACCCUGUUGACAAUGACGAACUACAUAUUUCUUCUAAUGUAGAAAAGGUCAAGGGAAAUCAUAUUCUUGUUUAUGAUGCUUUGGAUGGGCUUUGGGUUGCCAAAGGUCUCUAUGAUAGUGCAGUCGAGAUAAAUGACAGUAUUUUAUUCGACAAUUCUGAUGGGAAAGCAACUCUUCACAUUCUUGUUGUUCCAAUGAACCUUACAUGUACAACAGCUGCUAAGUCCCUCCCAGAGCAAUUUUCUUGCUAUCUUGCAGUCACCAAAGCUCUUAACGACAUGUGCCAGGUCAAGCAGUGGCCUGAAAAAACACCUACUGAGAAGGAGGUUACUGAGCUGUUUAUUGGAAAAAGCCAGUGGAGCAAUGUUUGGCAUCCAAUGUUCAGUAGAGUUUUACAGCACUUUCCAGAAAUGGUCAAGUGGCUACAACAUGAUGCUGACAGCAAGGAUGCAGAGGACCUUUGGGGAAUAGAUGUAAAGUACACUCUGAAGAUGUUGAAAGAAUGGAUGGAUCAGGGAGGAAAGCCUUCAAAAGGAAAGGCUAAGAUUGUUGAAGAAGCUGUUGCUGCAAGCUUAUUGAAGGGACUUGGAAAGGAGAAGGAGAAGGAGAAGGAGAAGGAGAAGGAGAAGGAGAAGGAGAAGGAGAAGGAGAAGGAGAAGGAGAAGGAGAAGGAGAAGGAGAAGGAGAAGGAGAAGGAGAAGGAGAAGGAGAAGGAGAAGGAGAAGGAGAAGGAGAAGGAGAAGGAGAAAAAGAACAAGAAGAACAGGAAGAACAGGAAGUCAGAGAAAUCAGAUGAAUACUUAGUGAAGCCUCAUUCUGGCUGCUGUUAUGUCUUGCACUCCAACUUUUCAUAUCAGUUACUGGACCAACAGCAGCAGGAUUCAUAA